Messenger RNA from Mercenaria mercenaria, 1337 nucleotides. RefSeq names its product putative ferric-chelate reductase 1. NCBI's taxonomy places the organism in Eukaryota, Metazoa, Mollusca, Bivalvia, Venerida, Veneridae. The coding region runs from base 177 to 683 and encodes 168 amino acids. The record is from RefSeq and is a predicted model, not a curated record. The transcript has 5 exons. Gene Ontology annotation, molecular function: oxidoreductase activity, acting on metal ions.
UUCACUACUGUAAUUCAAACCGCAAUACAGUAUAUAUUAAACCGUUUUAACAAAGAUUCUGUCAUUUAAGUGUCAUUUGCAAGACAAGUUGUAUUAAUAAGCAUAUACAUCUAAGGAUAUUUUGUGGAGAGAAUAAAGUGAGCAACUCAUAACAGACGGGGACUGUACACAACAAAAUGUAUUUGAUCGCGCUAAUGAUGAUGUUUAUGCUGGUGCCAGCUGCUUACAGUUAUCCAAAAGGUGCCCCGCCAGGAGCUUGUGAUUUAAUGUCACCAAACCACGGCGUUAAUGUUCAUGCUCAGACUGUUCCGUCUCCCUACACCAUAACGGUUUCGCCAUCUACAUAUGUCUGCGGGGACACCAUUUCAGUAACUCUUAAUGGUACAGCAUUUAAAGGAUUCUUGUGUCAAGCACGUCCGAAUGUCAAUAACUAUUCAACGGUUGGGUCUUUAAGCGACACAGACCCUUCAGUGAUAGCGAGAAACAGAUGUUCAGGGGAAGGUACUUCCCUUACACAUAGUGAGCCCGGUAAUAAAUCUUCCUUCACGUUCUCCUGGACGCAUAGUGGUACAACAAACGGUGACGUCUAUAUCGUAUGCACGGUUGUUCAGAGCAAAUUGGUAUUCUGGAAUAAGUUGACUUCAUCCGCAAUAACAUAUUCCGGGACAGCAACAACAUGUUAAGGGUCUUGUUCCAUUGCUGAUAGUCAUCUGCUUUUGUUGUGUGAAUACAUCAUACCAGACAAUAUGAGGAAAAAAAACUGUACCUGAAUAUGGCAUAUUUCUAAUGAUGCUCCUAAUCAAACAAUUUUAUUCUCUAUUUUUUUCUCAAGUAUUUUCAGUGGAACAUCAUGUACAUAACAAUGAGACUUAUAAUAUUUUGUAUUUCUACCUUUAAUACAUAAAAGUACAUAACAAAGCUGAUGCAAUGGCUAGAAAAAAUCCAUGAUAGGGAGACAAUUACUUCGAAGAACGCAGUUAGUUUGUAAAACCAGAGAUUAGUUUACCAUAUACAGUUUUAAUUUAUACACAUUAAUCAGAUAAUUUUAAAUCCGCCCAAAAGCAUGCCAGAAUUUUAAAGCAUUUGGAAUGAUUAUCACUGAGUGUGUACUAUACUAAAGGUACGUUGCAAUUUGCAGAACAAUAACGUCGCCGUAAAACAACUCGCUCAUAGGUAUGACGUAAAUUCAUAGAAACUUUGAAAUACAAGUUUAAACAGAUUUCAUAGGUUUAAUAGUUUUAGUAUACUAAAUGCAUUAUAACAGCUUUUAUUAGAAGAACAAUAGAGAUGUUUGGAUUACAUACAGAUGUAAAAUAAAGAUUUUUACAUAGAAAUAA